AUAUUCCGUGAUGGUGGUGCUUUUUUUAAAGAAAUAUUUCAUUAAUAAAUUAAAACUUAAAUAAAAAAAAUACCAAUAUUAUCAUACCACCGAUUGGGUGUCUUUUGUUCUGUAAUGUCGGUUGCGAUUCCCGCACCACACACAAAAAGAAGUGGUGAAAAAUGUGAUUUACUGACACAAUUUAACGAACUUUAUCGCAGCAUCGAACAGGAGGUACGUUCCCAUCGUCACGAACACGAACGGAUCCGUACGGAUCUGCAGAAGCAGCUUGAAGCAUUAGGUCCGGUGUACGGCCACGACACGGAACCGGUUACCGAACCGGAUUACAAACGUGUCAGCGAUGAAGUGAUCCGGAACCAGCAGAAUCAAAUACAGCUGAUCAAAGAGGAAAAAGAAACAUUCGAGAAGCUGUGGCAAAGCUCUCAGCGUACCAUCCGUAUAUUGGAGCUCGAAAUUCACGAGUACCGAAGGCAGCUGAAGCAGCCUAAAGGUGUGCUUGACGCACGGCAACAGUACGCGGCAGCCGUACAGCUGCUGGAACAAAAUCUGACGGGCGUUCGGGCGGCUUUGGAUGAAAAAAUUGCCGAAAACCGACACCUGCAGCGUGAACAGCAGGCGGCAACGGAACGGGUGAAGGUUUUGCAGGAAGACGUGCAAGCGCAACAGCGAGAAACGGAAGCGCUAACGAAGGCAAUCGACGAGCUGCGGACAAGCGAGUGUCAGCUGCGCACCAAUCUCGACCGUACGAUGCGGGAUAAGUCCGAGCUGGAGACGCUGCUCGAUACGGCUGCCGCACUGGCCCGGCAGCACAUGAGCCGUGAAAAUCUUGCCCUCGCCAAGGUCCAGGAAGCACUCCAGCUGGCGGACAGUGCGAUCGAGGAGAAAAAUUGUAUCGUACGGCGUGAGCAGGAUGCUCGCGAAGAAUGUGACUUUCUGGCCUCGACCAUCGGCCAGGUAAUGGAGGAAGCGGCACGCAAGGUGGAACACGAGCUCGGUGGACUACGGAGCGGGUACGAGCGGCGAAUAAGCGAACUGGAGCAAACGCUUGAUCAAACCCGGAACGCACUGGAGGUACAGACACAACGGACCGGCCAGGCCGAAACAAGGGCCCGUACCGUGGAGGAAAAGUUCCGUACGUUGCUAAAAACGAACCAAAAUCUCGACACCGAUCUGCGGGCAGCUUCAAAGAUGAUUAUCGAAAUGGAACUCAAGCUGGAAGCACUUCAAAAAACGAUGGCCAAAGAGAAGGAAACAAAUCGAGCGUGCAGUGCCCGAGAGGAAGACCUGCAGCGUCUGCUGGCGAACAGUGAACAGCUGAAGGAGCGCUGGAAGCGCGAGAUGCUUUCGGUAACUGACGAGCUGCGGCGUAAGAUAGAAACGAUGCAGCGAGAGAAUUGCAAGCUGACAGCGGAAAACAAUCAAUUAAAGGAUCAGCUAUUAAUGGCAUCGUCACCGAUGGAGGCGCCCAGUCGUUUGGAUGGAGGCGCCCAGUCAGUGAUCAUCGCUAGUACUGGACCAACGACGAACGGUCGGCCCUGAGAGAUACUUAGUAAUAGAGAGACAGAGAGCGGUAUAAUUGGUGGGAUACGGCUUUUGCGGUGUAGCUUCCGUCCACCGUCCGGAAAGUAAAGUCCUUCAACUGAGCUGAGAAGGAUGAAUUCCAUUAGCGUGAGAGGGGCUGGCUGGUUUCUAUUAUCAGGAUGGAUACGCACGCAUCUAGGACAAACAAAACCUCGCGGGAGUUGUAAUGAUGUCAAGUUUACUGAAGGAGGUUACGUUCUAUUCGUAAACACAAUUGAUCAACAAACACGUAAUUGAUGCACAGCGUACCAUUGUACGGUCCCGGUUUCUGGCCGAAAGGGUGAUACUUACUUACCGUGUGUCUAUGGGACGCUUUCCAUCAUCAAUAGCGAGCUGGAAAGGUGGCGGGGAGGGGGGGAGUAUGCUUUAUUUUGGGAGGAAAAAGUUUUCCCGUAUCUAUGUCAGUGAUAUUGAACCCUAUCUGUAUCUUUUAUUGAAUCUCGUAUGGUCGUAAUUAGGCGUAAUCAGAGCAGUAAUGAGGUUUUCUCUUCCCGAAUGGAGAAAACUUACCGUUUAUGGGAUGAUAAUUUUUGGAAACAUUUCUCUUAGUACUAAAAAGAUGUAUUAAAUGAAACGUGUAAUAAAGUUAAACUUUUUGGAUAAA
Molecule: messenger RNA, 2185 nt
Organism: Anopheles funestus (African malaria mosquito)
Lineage: Eukaryota; Metazoa; Arthropoda; Insecta; Diptera; Culicidae
Product: sodium channel and clathrin linker 1-like
Exons: 5
Coding region: 115-1539 (474 amino acids)
Source: RefSeq, a predicted model, not a curated record